AUGCUCGGUCAUAUCAACUUUAAUUCUUGGAAGGCAGGCACCUCCCGACAAAAUGUAUCGGUCAGAUUCUUGUAUUUUCAAAGCAAGCUGGCGAACGCGAUCGUCGCUAGGCAGAUCGCGAAGCGGUAUGCGGAUAGGGGAAUCAUCUCCAUCUCCGUUGACCCAGGGAACACCAAGAGUGAUCUUCAACGUUACGCCAGGCAGCGCACCGGGGUCGAAGGGUUGCUCAUAAGCAUCGUGUUAAAGCUCCUUCUGCACCCGACACCUUUCGGCGCACUUACACAACUGUGGGCGGGGACGAUGCCCGAGGCGAUCAAUGCCAAUGGAGAGUUCGCGGUCCCGACCGCACAAGUCGUUAAAUGUCGCUCGGAGGUGUACGACGACGAGCUUGGCCGGAAGGUAUGGGAGAGGCUCGAGGAGGAGGUGAAGGGGCAUUGAGGCUUGGUGGACUGUCACCAUGAGACGCGGAAUGAAGGCGAUGCCCGGAGACAGGCGUAUCGUGUACGAUGCUAGGUUCUUCUGGUCUGUUUAUGUUUCUUGCGUCGACUCGAGGCGUGUGUCAUGCUAUGUGAAGGCAUGCGGAAUGCCGGGAGCUUUAUCUGAGAGAUGAGGGCCUGUAGUGCCAUGACUAGCAUAUAUCUCCCCGACCACUAUUCUGCACCUGAUUCAUCGGUUUGUGGAGUCGAAUGCCGCCAGAAUUUGUUCUUCACAAGGAGCUGAUGCCGGGAUACUAAGACCAUAUAAGGAUUGAGAGC
Laetiporus sulphureus 93-53 is the source of this 755-nucleotide messenger RNA. RefSeq lists its product as uncharacterized. Lineage: Eukaryota; Fungi; Basidiomycota; Agaricomycetes; Polyporales; Laetiporaceae. The transcript has 5 exons. The record is from RefSeq and is a predicted model, not a curated record. Bases 1 to 438 code for a protein of 145 amino acids.